AUGAUUCAGACAGCCCAGAAGGCGGUCCUUGUUGGUCGUGACUUUAGAUUCGAACUUGGCCCGGUAAUGGACCCAUUUAGCCGACUCCCGUGGUUCGUCCUUCGGAAGAUACUAUGUAGUAUCCCCGAUCUGCCGACGCUGUAUAACCUCCACAAUGCAUCUCCAGGGAUAGCAGCAUUUCUCCACGAGAACAAUGUUCUCUUCAGGAUAAUUGUUGACACAAUUAUCACCAAACCAAUCCUGAGACGAGGUCUGCUACCGGAAGUUCUGCAUUCUAUAAAAGUCUUAAUCGUCAGGUGGAACAAACAGCUGCGGUUCCAACAGAACAUGGAGAUCAUAGAGCCGGACUCUGAGUUUGAGUCUCCGCAACAGCCAUUUGAAAACUACAUAGGCUUCCCAGACCUGGACUCACCCCUGUCAGUGUCUGAGACCAGACAAGGGAUCAUACCCAGAUCAACACCGCCUGUCAUUCUGUGUCGACUUCUUGCUCUCAUGACUCGAAUCCAACGUCCCGUGCAUGCGUGUUUCCAGCCUUCGGUUGCUCGCUGUCUGACAGAAAGGAGGGUGCCUUCACCGUCGCACUUGCAUACCCGUGCUAUUAGAUUUUUCAAUACUAGACCCGUGGUGGGACCGCCCUCCAAGCAACCGAAAGGCGUGCCCGUCGGACCGCCGACAUGGUUUGAGGAGCAACGCUUGGUGUCUGUCUUCCUCCAUGUGGUCGUGUCCUAUGAGUUUCGAGAAGCUUAUAACGCGUCGAAUUAUCUUGCCCCCGCAAUGCUAGACCCUAGCGAAGCGGGAAUCAACUACGAUAUUGAGGGCUUCUGUGACCAGACAUUGUGGUCUAGGUACGAGCAGUCGCAGCGGUUAGGAAAACUCCUCGAGUGGCUAGAAGAGCAAGCUGGGGGCAAGGAAAACAUGCACACUUGGUUACGUUGGGUUAUAGUUCCGGACAACUUGGGUCACUGUUGUUAUUGGGAUACGUCCAUGACAAGGGAAGAGUAA
Messenger RNA from Aspergillus pseudotamarii, 1002 nucleotides. RefSeq lists its product as uncharacterized. NCBI's taxonomy places the organism in Eukaryota, Fungi, Ascomycota, Eurotiomycetes, Eurotiales, Aspergillaceae. Bases 1 to 1002 code for a protein of 333 amino acids. The transcript has a single exon. The record is from RefSeq and is a predicted model, not a curated record.